AUGUUUAGCAAACUAUUCACCCGCUCCCUGGCCACUGCCUCUAAGUCCGUCAAGCCCCCCAUUCAAUUGUUCGGCUUGGACGGCACCUACGCGACCGCGUUGUUCACGGCCGCUGCCAAGACCACGUCCGUAGAGGCCGCGUCCAAAUCGCUGUCUCAACUUACUGAGACAGUUACCAAGGACUCAAAGCUCACCAGCAUCCUUGCCAACCCAGCUCUCUCUGCCAACGACAGGGCGAUUGUUGUUGACACUCUCGCGAAGUCCCAGCCAAACAUUGACCAGUCCGUUGCCAACCUGUUGAAGGUUCUCGGCGAGAACAACAGACUCUCCCUCUUCCCUGACGUCAGCAUCCAGUUCACCAAGCUGACCGACGCCUACAACGGUCUAAUCCAGGCUACCGUCACCACGGCCCAGCCCCUGGACUCCAAGCUCUUCAAGAGAGUCGAAAAGGCGCUGGCGGGUUCCAAGCUUGUGGGCCAGGGCAAGACCCUGAAGCUCGAGAAUGUGGUCGACCCAGAAAUCCAGGGUGGCCUUAUUGUUGAGGUUGCGGACAGAACCGUUGACCUGUCUAUCUCCUCCAAGAUCAACAAGCUUAACCAGCUGCUGAAGGAAGCUGUCUAA
Messenger RNA from Lachancea thermotolerans CBS 6340, 621 nucleotides. RefSeq names its product F1F0 ATP synthase subunit 5 (gene ATP5). Gene Ontology annotation, biological process: proton motive force-driven mitochondrial ATP synthesis. Gene Ontology annotation, molecular function: proton-transporting ATP synthase activity, rotational mechanism. The transcript has a single exon. The record is from RefSeq and is a predicted model, not a curated record. Bases 1 to 621 code for a protein of 206 amino acids. Lineage: Eukaryota; Fungi; Ascomycota; Saccharomycetes; Saccharomycetales; Saccharomycetaceae.